Molecule: messenger RNA, 1251 nt
Organism: Thalassophryne amazonica
Lineage: Eukaryota; Metazoa; Chordata; Actinopteri; Batrachoidiformes; Batrachoididae
Gene: slc25a15b
Product: solute carrier family 25 member 15b
Exons: 7
Coding region: 156-1082 (308 amino acids)
Biological process (GO): mitochondrial L-ornithine transmembrane transport
Molecular function (GO): L-ornithine transmembrane transporter activity
Source: RefSeq, a predicted model, not a curated record
AGUUUGCUCUGCUGCAGGGUGGUGAGUCCACGUUAUCUUCCCACGUGGUCCGCAGGCGUUUCAACCACAGCCUCACCGGCGCUUUGAUGGCCGCUGUUUAACAGUCGUCAUCCUACAAGUAGUAGCGAGGAGGAGGCGACGCCUCCCUUGACAAAAUGACUCCACACCCAGCGAUGCAGGCCUUCAUUGACCUUUCUGCAGGAGCCAUUGGGGGCGCUGCGUGUGUUUUUAGCGGACAACCGCUUGACACUGCAAAAGUCAAGAUGCAGACGUUUCCCACGAUGUACCGCGGCUUCAUUCACUGCUUCAUGUCCACCUACAGACAGGUGGGUCUGCGCGGGCUCUACCGCGGCACCACGCCGGCACUCAUGGCCAACAUCGCCGAGAACUCCGUGCUCUUCAUGAGCUACGGCUUCUGCCAGCAGGUCGUUCGCUUCAUGGCCGGGCUACACAGAGAGGCCGCGCUGAGCGAUAUGCAGAAAGCCUGCGCCGGGUCAGUGGCGUCCAUCUUCUCUUCACUCGUACUUUGUCCCACUGAGCUCGUCAAGUGCCGGCUCCAAGCAAUGUUUGAAAUGGAGGCCUCCGGAAAGAUCUCCAAAGGUCAAAACACAGUAUGGUCGGUGGUGAAGACGCUGAUGAAGAAUGAGGGCCCGCUGGGCUUCUUCCAGGGCCUGACCACCACAAUACUCAGAGAGAUUCCGGGUUACUUCUGUUUCUUCGGCGGCUAUGAACUCUCCCGCACUAUCUUUUCAAACUACAUGAAAUGUGAAAAAGACCGCAUAGGUGUGGCUGCAACCAUGUUCAGCGGUGGUUUCGGUGGGGCAUGUCUGUGGAUAGUGACUUAUCCCAUGGACUGUGUCAAGUCCCGGAUCCAGGUUAUGUCCAUGACGGGCAAACAGGCAGGAUUUUUCAAAACGUUCUGGACAAUCACGCGUACUGAAGGCGUGAGGGCGGUCUACUCUGGUCUUACUCCCACUCUGAUCCGAACCUUCCCUGCCAACGGAGCAUUGUUUCUGGCCUAUGAGGCCAGCCGGGAAUUCAUGAUGAAGCACUUUGACAGUGAAAAUAAGAGUGCCGUAUAAAAUUUGUAGGAGUGGAGUUAAAUUUUCUAUACAUAGAGAACCUUAAAGUUCCUCCUGAUAAUUAAGGAUCCUGCAGGUUCUGUUCUGGGUCAUUUCUCGCCCCUGUUAACGUUGCACACAACUGCCACAGAAACACUCUGACAUGGUGUUUACCUCUUAAUUAUGAGAA